AUGGACGUCCCAAGCAACCGACUCUUCCGCUGGUCUAAGCCUGAAUGGCUAAAUAACUCUGCUGUCCGCAAUGCCGGCGUCUACGCCUCUGGCGCUCUGUUCGCCGCAGGCUUCUUCUUCCUCGUCGACGUCGCCGCGUUCUCUCAUAGCACCCUUAACGGCUCCAACGUGCACAUCAAGUUCGUUGAUUGGAUCCCUGGUAUCUGCUCUGCACUAGGCAUGCUGGUAAUCAACUCGAUCGAGAAGUCGCGGCUGCAGGCCGAUAGCUUCAGUUACAGCGGCAGCGGGGUUGCGUGGAAGGCGCGGUUUGUGCUCUUCUUGGGAUUUGCGCUGUUAGCCGGGGGACUUGCGGGGAGUGUGACUGUUAUGGUUCUCAAGUACCUAAUGAAGGACUACCCCAUCCAAACACUGUACUUCGGCAUUGCCAAUGUCGUUGCAAAUAGCCUGGUCAUGCUGAGUUCCGUCGUGCUCUGGGUCUCACAGAACAUUGAGGAUGAUUACACCUACAACCUGGCGCUGUGA
Messenger RNA from Penicillium macrosclerotiorum, 522 nucleotides. Its product is annotated as UPF0220 family protein. The record is from RefSeq and is a predicted model, not a curated record. Lineage: Eukaryota; Fungi; Ascomycota; Eurotiomycetes; Eurotiales; Aspergillaceae. The coding region runs from base 1 to 522 and encodes 173 amino acids. Gene Ontology annotation, biological process: late endosome to vacuole transport via multivesicular body sorting pathway; protein targeting to vacuole. The transcript is spliced from 3 exons. Gene Ontology annotation, cellular component: Vps55/Vps68 complex; fungal-type vacuole membrane.